Molecule: messenger RNA, 1178 nt
Organism: Notothenia coriiceps (black rockcod)
Lineage: Eukaryota; Metazoa; Chordata; Actinopteri; Perciformes; Nototheniidae
Product: hephaestin-like protein 1
Exons: 7
Coding region: 159-1043 (294 amino acids)
Molecular function (GO): copper ion binding
Source: RefSeq, a predicted model, not a curated record
GGAGGAUUGGAGGUGAAUACCUUAAAGUUAUAUACGAGGAAUACACAGACGAUACGUUCACCACGUUGAAACUGAAACCAACACCUGAGUCUCUACACUUAGGAAUCUUAGGUCCAGUCCUAAGGGCAGAGGAAGGAGACACUCUCAGAGUAACCUUCAUGAAUAAAGCUGAUAGGAACUUCAGCAUCCAGCCUCACGGCCUGCACUACAAUAAACACUUCCAGGGAACAAGCUAUGAGGACGGUGUUGAUAAGCCAGGCUCUCACGUGGCUCCAGGGCAAAAGUUCACCUACACCUGGCAGGUGAUAGAGGGUCCUUCUCCAUCUGAUUCUGCGUGCAUCCCCUACCUGUACUACUCUGCCACCGAUCCCAUCAGGGACACCAGCUCUGGAUUGAUGGGACCUUUGCUCGUGUGCAAGAAGGGAACGCUGGGGGAGAACAGGACCCAGAAGGGUGUGGAUAAGGAGUUUUUCCUUCUGUUUUCUGUCAUGGAUGAAAGAUUGAGCUGGUACAUCAACGAGAACAUCGAGAAGUUUGGCAGCAACGAGACAGAUGUUGAAGAUGAAGACUUUGUGGAGAGCAAUUUGAUGCAUGCUGUCAACGGACGCAUGUAUGGGAACCUCCAGGGACUGCAGAUGUGCGCCGGGGACAAAGUUGUGUGGUACACGUUUGGGCUAGGUACAGAAGCGGACAUCCACGGUGUUUAUUUCGAGGGGAACACCUUCAAGAAGCAGAGCACGACACGAGACACUAUCAACCUGUUCCCUCACACAACUGCUACUGCCAUCAUGCAGCCGAACACUCCUGGUGUGCACGAGGUGAGCUGCCAAGAGUGGGCGGACCAUUUCUCAGCCGGACAUGAGGCCAGCAGUACAGAGUGGACUCUGUCCCAGACACAAACUAGAGCUCCACAUCAAAGGAGGGCCCGACCAGAGGAAUUGUGCAAGUAUUUUAUAAGGUGGCUGAAUGAAAAUAGUGUGGGGACUUCUCUCUCACCCAAGAGAGACCUGGGAGCAGGGAAGAUACCACCCACGGCACAUUAGAAGACAGUCAAACAGGCAAAUAUUGUUUGGUGGGAGGGGGGAAACAAAAUUGGCUUUCCGCGGCUUAUAAGAAGGUGGUGGUACAGAGAAAUACACCCGAUGAAAGCUUCCACUGUUAAGAAGAAACGACCAGCC